AUGCGGUUCAUAAUCCUCUCAGCAAUUGCGGCUUUGGCUGCAGUAACGCCCACUGCAGCUUUUGACAUUGACCAGUGGGAUGUCCUCGCUGGAAAGGCUCUCGUCAACCAGGUCCUCUAUCACUACUCCAACCCGGACGCCAGCAAGACAUGCACUCCGCUUACCGCUACGGUGCGCAGAGAAUGGGGGUCUCUAUCGAGAUUCGAACGCAAAGAGUACAUUGAUGCUGUGCUCUGCCUCGCUUCCAAGCCCUCGAAAUUAGCUCAGCUGGAUCCCGCAUUUGCUCCUGGCGCGCGGAAUCGCUACGAUGACUUUGUCGCUGUCCACAUCAACCAGACAUGGUUUAUCCACGGCACUGGCAACUUUCUGACAUGGCACCGUUACUUUACCUGGGCCUACGAGCAAGCCCUGCGCAAUGAAUGCGGUUACACCGGCUACCAGCCAUACUGGGCCUGGAACAAAUACGCUGAUGACCCGCUCAGCUCUCCGAUCUUCGACGGCUCUGCCUACAGUAUGUCCGGAGACGGCUCAUACGUCCCGCACAAUGGUACCGAGGCUGCUCCCGGUAUCGUUCUGACUCCAGGAAAUGGAGGUGGCUGUGUCUUCUCCGGCCCAUUCACGAACUGGACCGUCAACCUCGGCCCCGUCUUUCCCAGUCUCAAGGUCCCCGGAAUCGUCGCUCAGAACGGCUCCGGACUGAACUACAACCCCCGCUGUCUCCGUCGUGAUAUCUCCAAGGAAGCAGCGCAAUGGACGACAACCGAGCAGGUGGUCGAUCUGAUCGUCAACGAGACCAACAUCUGGGACUAUGAGACUACCAUGCAGGGCGAUUUCCCCAAGGGCUUUCUGGGUGUCCACAGCGGUGGCCACUAUACCAUUGGCGGUGAUCCUGGUGGUGACUUCUUCGCUUCCCCGGGUGACCCUGCUUUCUUCCUCCACCACGCCGCCAUCGACCGUGCCUUCUGGACGUGGCAGAAUCAGGACCCCGCGAAGCGGACUUACGUGGUGCAGGGACCGACUGUUCUUGCUGGUCUGGUGGAGAACCCGCCCAACGCUACCCUCAAUGAUAUCGUCGAUAUGAGCAGUGCGCUGGCUCCACCAAAGACUAUCCGGCAGCUGUUGGAUACGACUGGUGGGCCCUUCUGCUAUGUUUAUCUCUGA
Molecule: messenger RNA, 1161 nt
Organism: Aspergillus thermomutatus
Lineage: Eukaryota; Fungi; Ascomycota; Eurotiomycetes; Eurotiales; Aspergillaceae
Product: tyrosinase family protein
Exons: 5
Coding region: 1-1161 (386 amino acids)
Molecular function (GO): oxidoreductase activity
Source: RefSeq, a predicted model, not a curated record